Molecule: messenger RNA, 771 nt
Organism: Quercus lobata
Lineage: Eukaryota; Viridiplantae; Streptophyta; Magnoliopsida; Fagales; Fagaceae
Product: ethylene-responsive transcription factor ERF024-like
Exons: 1
Coding region: 44-700 (218 amino acids)
Biological process (GO): regulation of DNA-templated transcription
Molecular function (GO): DNA binding; DNA-binding transcription factor activity
Source: RefSeq, a predicted model, not a curated record
CUGAAGCCCCGAAAAAAAAAGGGGGCAAUAGUAAAGUCUAAAAAUGGCCAACAUUCCUGCUAACGUGAGCCAAAAUGACCCUUCUAGACCCGCUAAUGUGCGCCGGGAGGAGACCACUCUAAGCUGUAAUACUUCAAGUCCUACAACCACCACCACGUCACCGAUAUCGGAGGGGUUUUCGGGUCAAUCCGGAUCGCCCAGUCCUACUCAGCACCCGAAAUAUCGUGGGGCUCGGAGCCGGAGCGGGAAAUGGGUAUCCGAGAUACGCCAGCCUCGUAAACCCACGCGCAUUUGGCUCGGCACGUUCCAGACGCCGGAGAUGGCGGCGGCUGCGUAUGACGUGGCGGCGUUGGCUCUGAAGGGGCCCGAUACGGCCCUGAACUUCCCGAAUUCGAUUCUUUCUUAUCCGAUACCGGCCUCGAUGUCGCCCAACGACAUACGCGAGGCGGCGGCGUGCGCAGCGGAGGCUAGGCUGCAUAGAUCGUCGGAGGGUAGUAGCAGCGGUCAGGAAACGACAUGUCGUAGACGUAGUGAGGAAGAGUUUGUAGACGAAGAUGCGUUAUUGAAUAUGCCGAAUUUGCUGGUGGAUAUGGCAGAAGGGAUGCUUGUAAGCCCUCCCAGGAUUCAGUCAAAGUCGUCUUCUGAUGAAUCUGGUGGUGAUGGUAAUGUAGACGGAGAUGGGUUAUGGAGUUAUUCAUAAACUAAAACCCUAUGCUCUAUGAAAAUUCGAGUUGUAUUUGUUGUAUUUUUCUGCUGUAUUGUAUAUUGUGU